Messenger RNA from Sclerotinia borealis F-4128, 1737 nucleotides. Lineage: Eukaryota; Fungi; Ascomycota; Leotiomycetes; Helotiales; Sclerotiniaceae. The record is from the annotation of a GenBank genome assembly.
AUGUUGUUCCCUACUCUUUUUCAAGCUCUUAGUUUUGCCAUAGCUGCCUUGCCUAUUACGAAAGCUGUAUCGAUACCACUGAAUUCGACGACAUGUGGCGAUGGAAAGAAUGGAGCUGUUGCUAGUGAAAGUUCUAUCUGCUCUAACAUUGGAAUUGAUAUCCUGAAAGUUGGAGGAAAUGCCGCUGAUGCUAUCGUCGCCGUACAAUUUUGUGUGGGAGUGGUUGGCAUGUACCAUUCCGGUUUGGGAGGUGGUGGUUUUGCGACUGUUCGAUCGGCCAAUGGAAGUUACGAGUUUGUUGAUUUUCGUGAAACGGCUCCCGGAGCCGCUUUCGAACUCAUGUACUCGCCUCCUCUCUCAAACUCCAGUUACUCCUUGAGCGGUGGUUUGGCAAGCGGUGUACCCGGGGAGUUACGAGGUCUUGAGUACAUUCACAAAAACUACGGAUCAUUGCCUUGGAAACAGGUAGUGCAACCUUCUAUUCAAGUCGCCCGCUUUGGCUUCAAUGUCACCGCCGACUUAUUCCGCUACAUGGCCUCCGCUACCUCUUCCUAUGACUUUCUGACGUUUGACGAGACGUGGGCAAUUGACUUUGCCCCCAAUGGGACUAGAGUGAAGCUGGGUGACUUGAUAACCAGGAAACGAUAUGCCAACACGCUUGAAACUAUCGCCGAUUUUGGACCGGAUGCAUUCUACACAGGAGCCAUUGCAAACGCGACAAUCACUACGCUCCAACUAUCCAAUGGGACGAUGGCACUUUCGGAUCUAAAGAAUUACACCAUUGAGUCUAGAAUCCCGUCAAACAUCACCUACCGAGGCUUCAAAGUUUACAGCGGCACUGCGCCAUCUAGUGGUGCUGUCGUUUGCAGUGUUUUGAAAAUUGUCGAGGGUUAUGAUAUGUCGAGUCCAAGUCAGCUCAACUUCUCGACGCAUUACUUAGAUGAGGGAAUGCGAUUUGCAUACGGGCAAAGAACUUUGUUGGGUGAUCCAUCGUUCUUUUCAAACCUGACAGAUUAUCAAGAGAAAAUGGUAUCAGAAACCACAGCCGCUGAAGUUCGAUCGGAAAUUGAGAAGUAUCACACUUUGAACGUGUCCGCUUAUGAUCCUUCAAUGUAUGAUAUUCUUACCGACGAUGGAACAUCGGCUACUGUCGCUGCUGACAAGAGUGGUCUCACGAUCGCUAUGACAUCUACAGUCAAUACUCUGUUUGGAAGUAAGCUCAUGGUUCCAGAAACUGGUGUCAUCAUGAAUAAUGAAAUGAAUGAUUUCUCCAUCCCUAACACAACCAAUGCAUUCGGCUACUCCCCCGCGCCCGUCAACUUCAUCAAGCCAUUCAAAAGACCUCUCUCCUCUAUCUCCCCCACUAUCGUCGAAUACCCCAAUGGUACCGUGUAUAUUGCUCAUGCCUCCGCGGGUGGCUCCCGCAUCAUCACAGAAGUCAUUCAACAUCUAUGGCACGUGCUCGACCAAAACAUGACUUCAGCCGAAAGUUUGCGACAACCUAGAUUACAUGAUCAAUUGUCCCCAAAUAAUGUAUACUUUGAAUAUGGAUCUGAAACCUUUGGAAUUGAAGGAUAUAGUAAUGAGACUACUGCAUUUUUUGAAAGUAUCGGGGCGACGAUAUCUUUUACGGCAGUGGGCAGUACGACGGCUCAGGCUUUAAGACGACUAGCGAAUGGUACAUUUGAGGCGGCUGGUGAGCCUAGACAAUUUAAUAGCGCUGGUUUCACGAUCUAG